AUGGUCUCUUUUUCGAAGCUCUUCACUGCUGCCCUGGUGGCUGCCUCUGCCGCAGCCUCUUCCAGCAAGCGCGGUGCAGCCUACAACGAUGCCUCCCUUGUCCGUACCCUAGCGAACAGCAAGUCCGGAAGUAUGUCGUGGUCAUACAACUGGGACAUGAAGAAGAACGGGAACAUGCCCUCCGGUGUUGAAUUUGUGCCGAUGCUCUGGGGUACUGACUCGGUGGAUGACUGGGACUCUGCAGUAAAGACUGCAUUGAAGGGUGGCAGCAAACAUAUCUUGGGUUUCAACGAACCGGACAACGCCUCGCAGGCCAACAUUGGUGCCUCCAAGGCGGCCACCUUGUACAAGAAGUAUAUCACCCCAUACGGAGAUAGCGCCAAGCUUGUCAGUCCGGCCAUCACUUCCUCCACUCAGUCCGGCGAGGGCAUCAGCUGGUUCAAGUCCUUCAUGAACGAUUGCAAGAGCUGCAACAUCUCCGCUAUGGCUGUUCACUGGUACGGUGGAUCAUUUGCUCAGCUCGAGUCGUAUAUGAAGGAGGCUAUCGAGGCUGCUUCGAAGUAUGAUAUCGACGAGGUCUGGCUCACCGAGUUCGCCCUGGAUUCCGACACCAACGGUAUCACCAAUGAGUCCACGGCUAAGACUUUCCUUGAGAAAUCUAUCGAGUGGAUGGACUCUCACCCUAAGGUGGGCCGUUACGCUUACUUCUAUACCGCAAACAACUACUUGCUUACCAGUGGCUCGGUCAAUGCUCUGGGCAAGGUCUAUAUUUCGACCUCUUCGUCUUCUUCUAGCUCUGAGACCUCGUCGACCAAGACUUCGACCAAAACCUCGACCAAGACCUCAACCAAGACUUCCACCAAGACUUCUACGAAGACUUCCACAAAGACCUCAUCAAAGACAACCAAGACAACAGAGACCUCCAAGACCACCAGUACCAAAUCCGCCCACACGACCAAGACUGCAGAGUCAACCAAGACGGUCAAGACCACCAAGUUCGUCACGUCCACCAAGACUGCAACGCACACCAAGACAGCUUCUAUUACACCGCAGGCUUCCUGGAACUCGGUGCCCACGAAGCCCGCAUACGGAUGGUAG
Molecule: messenger RNA, 1098 nt
Organism: Aspergillus niger
Lineage: Eukaryota; Fungi; Ascomycota; Eurotiomycetes; Eurotiales; Aspergillaceae
Exons: 1
Coding region: 1-1098 (365 amino acids)
Biological process (GO): fungal-type cell wall polysaccharide metabolic process
Cellular component (GO): fungal-type cell wall
Source: RefSeq, a predicted model, not a curated record